Molecule: messenger RNA, 1270 nt
Organism: Gadus macrocephalus (Pacific cod)
Lineage: Eukaryota; Metazoa; Chordata; Actinopteri; Gadiformes; Gadidae
Exons: 8
Coding region: 271-1023 (250 amino acids)
Source: RefSeq, a predicted model, not a curated record
ACGAUAAGUAAAAGACCGUGGGUGCACAUCCAAAAGGUCAGCACGCUUUUUGGCUCAUCUGCAUUUUCUCCGAAUCCCCCGCCUCCAUGUUUUUCACAGAAACAGCGACAUUCUGAACAGCAGAUCAUAUAAAACAACCCGACAUGGAAACCUCCACGGGAUGAGGAGGAGCAGCAGAGGUAUUUGAACGGCAGUGCUACCGAGCCACGCAGCCUUCUGCUUGGGCCACUGAGGACCUACCUAGGUGAAGACUCCCAGAGGGCCAGAGACAUGGGGAAACGGGGAUGGCGAGUGGACGCCUCCCGUUGGUCCCUUCAACUGCUGCUGCUCCUGGCCUCGUCACUGUCUCUGGCCACCCACCUUCCCGGUCUCAAAUGUCUGUGUGACUUCAACACCACCAUCUCCUGUGAUUGGAACAGCUCUUCAUGGCCCCAGUUUCCUCCCAUCACGGCUGCCACCUCAUGCAAGCUCAAAACCGAAAAGAUACGCCACGGUGGUAGGCCAACUCGCUUUAAAUCAGAAUGUGAUAUGAGGCCCCGGGACCCUGCUCACCCAGCCUUACGAGCAUGCAGCCUGGUCUUACCACCACCUCUGAGCCAGGGGUUUAGACACAGUGAUAUGUGGAAAAUGAUUCUGGACUGUGAGUCUGUGAACACCACCAUCAUCUACAGGCCAGCAGACUACAUAAAGCUGAAGACACCCAGCACGCCUGAGGUCAACCUGACCGCCGUCUCCUUAUUCUCUGAGGUCCCUAGAUUAGAUUUCAUUGACUGGCGUGACAUCCAACUGCAGUGGAUAAAAGUGGGUCAACCAUGGGGGGCUCAGAACAUUACGAUGGAAGCCGAGUGCAAACCCCUGUGCCAGAUGGAGUUAACCGGGCUGGAGAAGGGAGGGCAGUACCAGGCGCGCAGCCGAGUCCGUCCCAGCGAGGCCGUUAACAAAUCAGAGUGGAGCGACUGGAGCCCUGUGUUGCACUGGGUCUCUGCCGUCGGGACGGAGGUAUCACCGACGACAGGACUCUGACUUCUUCACAACGGUUAUCUCGGUCCCGCCGGUCCAUGGAGCCGCUCCCUGGAGCUAGAAGGCGUCCAACAACAACCCUGAACACUUACCCACGUUGUGGGGCCUACCUGUAUACGUGCUUGCCUGAUAAAUGGUUAAGCAAUAAAGUUCAACCAAGGUGUGUCGUCAAAAGUAAUGACGAAGCAAGUUGAAAUUUGACCUCAGAUAUUUUUAAUUUGUUGUGAUACUAAUAAAGCAAAACCUUUAA